Ostrinia furnacalis (Asian corn borer) is the source of this 2393-nucleotide messenger RNA. RefSeq lists its product as uncharacterized. Gene Ontology annotation, molecular function: protein binding. NCBI's taxonomy places the organism in Eukaryota, Metazoa, Arthropoda, Insecta, Lepidoptera, Crambidae. The transcript is spliced from 12 exons. Gene Ontology annotation, biological process: positive regulation of protein ubiquitination. The record is from RefSeq and is a predicted model, not a curated record. Bases 234 to 1610 code for a protein of 458 amino acids.
UCCGAAUACAUUAAGCACUUCGGUCGGGAAUUUCUACAGAAAUUCAGAUAGAAAAUCGUUUUCAUAUUUUGCGCGAUACAAGACAACACAACUGUGUGCGAUGUGCGAGUGACGAUGGAACUUUAAUAAAUUACAGCCAGACUUUCUCCUUGUGAUUGAAUAAGUGUUUUUUAAACUGCAGUGUUAUCUUUCGAGUUUAAUAAAUCUGGUUCACUAACGAUUCAACAAACAAGAUGUCUCCGGAGUGGGACACCUUGCCGCUUCUUCCGCUGAGGUGCAUCCUGGAGCACCUCAGCCUGGAGGAUGCCAUGGCGGCGAUGUCCACCUGCCGGCAGUGGCGCAGCGCGAUAUUACUGUACGAGGGACGCAAAGAGAAAUUAGUACUAAGAGCAAAACAACUAGAGAAGAGCAUGCAUCUAGCACGAGUGUUCAGGAAACACACACGCAUACUACACAUGUACUUGGACUGCAGCGCAGAAGAUACGGAUGAGUUCAUGAGCUACGUGCUGCCACAAUUCUUUGACUCAGCGAAACUUCGCGAAAUAAUAUUCAUAGGACCAAGUUAUAUACAACAGACACAUUUAAUGCCAGUUAUUAAGAUAAAGCGCAUAAUGACAGAGAGUUUGAUCUACAAACACUUGCAUUGCCUGGAGAGGUUCGGGAUGCUCGGCUGCGAAAUGGGCAUUGCGAAGGUCGACAGCGAAAAGAUCACACACAAGCACCUGGAGUACUACUCCCGGCCGCUGUCCUUCAGCCACGAGGCGGCGCCCUCAGACACGGUGCUGUCGCGCUGCAACACCGGCUUGAUGGUGUUCUCGGCGCUGCAGAGCGUGAUAGUAGACUACGAGCACAUAAACACAGAAGCCUUAGAGACACUAUGUGCUUUAUCCACGUUCUCUUCGCUGACACUGAACGUGGGAUAUCGGCGGCAGCUGCCUUAUGGGCGAUUGGACUGGCCGCGCGUGCACGAAGCACGCCGCGCGCGUUUGCGAGUGCACGUUAACAUUGUUUCUCUGCCCCAUACAAAGUUUGAUGAGGUUAUCGAGAAUGUUCUUGUGGAGGGCAUGACGCUUGUGUCAUUGAAGGUUUUGUUCUGCAAGGCGAUGUACCCAGCCCUACUCGACCACUUGGUAGCGGUUCACAAGGACACGCUGGAGGAGCUGGUGUGGGCCGACUGCCCGUACAACUCCAGCGACGUCUACCACCGCUACCAGCGUAGCCUGGGGCCCGUGCAGUUCCCCGUGGCCAACGUGAAUCCCUUCAUCAUACUGACGUGGCAGUGCACAAAUAUAAGGCGAUUGGUGAUACACGGCUACUGGAUGUGGCAGUACGACUUGCUAGGCUUCGUGCGUUUGCGCAGCACUUUAACCUCUAUAGAGGUUUCGGCCAUCUACGAGAACCAGGAGACUUAUGGGGACACCAUCCCGCGAGUACUGAUAUCGGAUGAGCCUUUACCGCUGCACCCGACGUUUGUACGGGAAAUGAACGAGGAAGGAAAGUACACAUUUGUGCCAAAGACCUGGCAUCAAUUGCAUCCGGGGCUGCGUGCGCGGUCCACGCCUCAAGAUCGCGCCGCCUACACCGUCUGCGAGACGCUCGGCGUCACGUAAGUGCCUCGCCGUAGUACGGCCGUAGCGGCGACCGUAGCGGUGACCGUAGCAGUAGGACUACUCCGUAACGCUUGCAACCAGCUGUAUUCGUCUCUCUCUCUCUCUCUCAUUCCUAGACGCUGGCGACAGCAAUAGACAUCGCGUCACAGAGUAGGCCCGCUAUAGCCGUAUGUAGCGGUCGCUGUAACGGUAUUCGUAGCGUAGUGAUGUAACUUGAAAUUUUUAACAUGUGUUUGACACACUACUAGAAUAUUUUAUUUUGUUCUUUACUUUUCUUGACUUUAUGACUUCAAAAUAUACAGAAGAAGAAAGCAGCUGUAGCAGCUAAUUUUAAAUGACACUCGCUGUAGUAUUUUGAUCUAUUUCUAAUGAUUGUCUAUAAAAAUUAUAUCUAACGUGUGUGUGAUCUCUCGAUUAAAAACUUACUGUACUUAUGAGUGUUAAUAGUGUCAUAGAGUAACUUUACAUUUGAUAUUUCUAUAAUUCUAUUACUACAAACGGUUCCUUUUUCUUGACUGUGAGUGUGCCUAAAAACUACCUACUUAAAACCAGCAUAAGGCUGUCUACCUUUAGAAAAUUGUUAAGAAUUUCGAGUUACAACACUACUCAGGCAAUAUCGCAUAAAGGACGAUGCCAAUUCUGUACUCACCUUUUUAAUAGUUAUUUUUUAACGGAUCAGAAAAAAUCACUGUGGCGAUACAUUCCAAAUUCUGCCUGCCAAAAUUAUAAUUUUGCUAUUUUUCAAAUACUUGUACUAUAUUGGUCUAUUACUUUUUGAAGAAA